AUGACUCUCUCCAGUGAAUUUGAAGCGUCUCAACACGCUGGAUUGCCCGCAGAGGAGGAUGAGAUUGACAUAGUGGGCGACGAGGAGCAGCAUGUCCACGGACGGUUAUAUCGUAAUGAGUCCUCUACGGACCCUGGUUCCUCAGCAGAAUCUGGCGCUGAAUUCGACUCCUCAGAGCCAGAAUCCUCCGGAGAAAGUGAGAACAGUUUCUGCGCAGACGCACCGCCGUCCAGGAAAGCCCAGAGCAGCUCGGUGAAGCCCCCCUACUCCUACAUUGCCCUCAUCACCAUGGCCAUCCUGCAGAGCCCGCAGAAGAAGCUGACGCUGAGUGGCAUAUGUGACUUCAUCAGCAACAAGUUUCCCUACUACAGAGACAAGUUCCCCGCUUGGCAGAACUCCAUCAGGCACAACCUCUCCCUCAACGACUGUUUCAUCAAGAUCCCGAGGGAGCCUGGAAACCCGGGUAAAGGCAACUACUGGUCUCUGGACCCUGCCUCAGAGGACAUGUUCGACAACGGCAGCUUUCUUCGCCGACGGAAGCGAUUCAAGAGAAACCAGCCCGAGUUUGGCAAAGACGGACUUAUGUUUUAUUCCGGCAUGAACUGCUACCGGCCGUACGGGCAGCCAUACGGCGUGCAGGGCCAGGUCAGCCCCACACCUGCUGCUCCUGUGAGGUACGUGCCUAUGCAGGAUGGCAUCAUGAUGCCUCCUUCUUCCUACCACCUUUUACCACAAGUUCUGAACAGUCACGGGAAGUGCGGUGGGCCUAAAGACUUCAGAGCGCAGUUGUGCGCAGCAGAACCCGCUGAGCCAAAGCCUGGCCCGCAGGCAAGGUGCUCCUUCAGCAUUGACAGCAUAAUGAGCAGACCCUCUACUAUCAGCCAGCAGAACCUAAAUCCUCAGCAAAGCGCCCCCAGCGCUCUUGGAUACGGUCAUCUCAUGUCAGGCCCCACUGCUUGUUUGGUACCGACGCUCCUGCAAACUUCCAGGACUCCAUUCUGUCCUCCUCCCCUGCUGAGCACUGCUCCUUUAAUAAAUGAGCAUCUCAGACUCUCCUACCCUCGCUGCUGAAGCCAUUUGCCUAUAAGAAACUGUACAAUGUUUGAUGCUAUGUGAGGAUACGUUUGUGUAGCUCAUUUCUUACAGAAAUAAUUUAAUUGCAUGAUAUUUAUGUGCGUUGAGAUUCAAAGUUCUGUCUUCAAAGAGAGCAAUGUAAAUAAGAUGAGUGGUAAUAUAUAUUUGUGAAAGUCGCUGCAAUAGAAAACCUGCUCGAUUCAUAUGUUUUUUUUUUAUUAUUGUUAUUUUUUAAGUAAUGUGACUAAAUAAAUGUCCGAAAAAUAACUUGCGGUUUGUGUGAUAUGUGGGGCAGUUUGUGGAGUUGUAAAAGAAAGAAUAUGUUACGGUAUGUAUAAUAUACGACUUGUCAUUAAAAUUUUGUAAGCAGG
Molecule: messenger RNA, 1445 nt
Organism: Stegastes partitus (bicolor damselfish)
Lineage: Eukaryota; Metazoa; Chordata; Actinopteri; Pomacentridae
Gene: foxd5
Product: forkhead box D5
Exons: 1
Coding region: 1-1071 (356 amino acids)
Biological process (GO): cell differentiation; regulation of transcription by RNA polymerase II; anatomical structure morphogenesis
Molecular function (GO): DNA-binding transcription factor activity, RNA polymerase II-specific; RNA polymerase II cis-regulatory region sequence-specific DNA binding
Source: RefSeq, a predicted model, not a curated record